This is a messenger RNA of Amyelois transitella, 1912 nucleotides long. RefSeq lists its product as uncharacterized. The coding region runs from base 217 to 1632 and encodes 471 amino acids. Lineage: Eukaryota; Metazoa; Arthropoda; Insecta; Lepidoptera; Pyralidae. The record is from RefSeq and is a predicted model, not a curated record. The transcript has a single exon. Gene Ontology annotation, molecular function: nucleic acid binding.
UAAAAAGAACGCUAACGGUCAAGAUGCGCAUUAGACGAUUUAUCGGUCUAUUUGGUGGUAUGAGGUGAGACGCGGGGCGGGCGAGACACGCAGCGAUUGGCGGGGAAUGCUUGCAGGAUGCUCUAUUGGUUUGUCAGUCGAACUUUACCAUCCGAGUUGAGGUUACGUUACGUUUGUUCUCGAAAUACUAUCGCGCACUAAAGUUUUGAUUAUAAAAUGGUAUUACAUCGACAAGUCAGAAAAAUGAUUUAUGACGUAUAUUGUUUUAUGAAGAGAGAAGCUGAUAAUAAUGCAGUUGAUAACUUAAAACAAUGCAUUAAACGGACUGCAGCGGCAACAAAAUGUUCCGAGUCUACAGUGAGACGGAUUGUCAAAGGAACAAAAAAUUCAGAAUUCCUUGCUGUUUUUCGAACUCCCGGCAAAAACAAACGAAUAAAGAAAAAGCCCAUAACAGACAUUGACAACUUUGACCAGGGCGUUAUAAAAAGAAUCAUUCACAAUUUCCACAUCACAGAAAAAGAAUUACCUACUAUAGGUAGGUUGCAAAGGAAGCUAAAGGAUGACCUAGAUUUCCUAGGUUCUGCAGCCAGUCUAAGAAGAAUAAUAAAAAAAAUUGGUUUCAAGUGGAAAAGAACAGAAACCAAUAGAAAACUUUUGAUUGAGCAGUCGCAAAUUCGCUUUCUAAGAAUUGAAUAUCUCAGAAAGAUAAAACAAUAUAGAGAGGCCGGAAAAUCUAUUAUUUACACCGAUGAAUCAUACAUUGAUAGUUCCCAUAUAUCUCACCAUUCUUGGACAGAUGAUCCCACCAAAGGCAUUAAAAAACCUCUAUCUAAGGGCAGCCGCUUAGUCAUAAUACACGCAGGUGGUGAAGAUGGUUUUGUGCCGAACGCUCUACUUACAUUCAAAGCUGGGACAAAAAGCGGUGACUAUCACGACAAUAUGAAUUAUGAGAAUUACGAGCGGUGGCUCCGUACUAAACUUGUGCCAAAUUUACCUCCUAAUUCAGUCGUGGUAGUGGACAAUGCAUCGUACCACAACAAACAAUUUGAUGCUGCACCAACAUCCAGUACAAAGAAAGCAGAAAUGCAAAGCUGGCUUCGUCAAAAAGGAAUAGAAUUUGAAGAAUCAAUGCUAAAGCCGGAGUUGUAUAAUAUAGUAAAGAAACACAAAGAACAAUUUAAGAAAUUUAAUAUCGACGCCAUAUUGAACGAAGCAGGCCAUUCUGUACUUCGUUUGCCCCCAUAUCACCCGGACCUCAAUCCUAUAGAAAUGGCCUGGUCGCAAAUUAAGGGAUAUGUCGCCAGCAAAAAUGUAAGUUGGAACCUUACACAGAUAACUGACCUGGUUAAUGAAAAAGUAAAUUUAAUGGGAGCAACAGAAUGGGGAAAAUUAUGCACCAAAGUAAAGGAAAUAGAGGCUGAUUAUUGUAAAAGCGAUCAUGUUGUCGACAUGAUGACGGAAACAUUUAUUAUUCGGGUAGGGGAUGAUGAUACUGAAUCUAGUGAUGAUGAAAACUCAAAUGAUGAUAGUGACGACCAUGAAAUGGCCACCUCAAGCAAUAACACAGCCUCCUCGUCUGGUUUUCACGUCACCGAUGGCGAUUUAAUGGAAGGAGUUUCAACAUUAUUAUAAUUUUUUAUCUUCUUUCUCACCAUAGUUCCACUUUAUAUGCGAUCGAUAAAGUACCUGCUUAAGUUACUUUAUUUUAAUUUUAUUUUGAUUAAACAUUUUAUACUGAACCAAACAAUUCUAUCUUAUUUUUUUUUUAUUUAAACUAAUAAUUUAUGGAAAAAGCCGAGUGCGAAAGGUAAAUGUAAAAAAAACAAUAGGUUACUACUUUCUUGCGCGAAUGUACCGAUGCGCAAACACAACCCCUCCACUUUCUUCGAGCGUUCUUUUUAGAUGACGCGAC